AACAAUAAAAAAAAAAAAAAAAAAGGUCUAGACAUACAUUAACAUUCAUGGACAGAAAACGAGUUCCAGGGCCUGAAUUGAGUGUAGCUCCCUUAGUGGAAUACCCUGCUGAUUUCAAACGAUGGACACCUCAAGACGAAUGUCGUCAUGACUCGAAGCGUCAGCCUGAGGAUAUGCGCCCUAUUUAUCUAAAGACAGGAUUGAUCACUCAAGCUAAUGGAUCUGCAUAUAUUGAAUUGGAAAAGACAAAACUUGCUUGUGGGGUCUAUGGACCUAGACCUAUCAAGAGAGUCGGACAAAUUUUCAGUGGCAGAGGCAUUCUUAACUGUGAGAUCAAAUUUGCAUCUUUUUCCUGUGCGAAGCGUAGGAGCAACAUCCGGGAUCCCCAAGAACGAGAACUCUCUCAGAUCCUAAGCCAAGCUUUAGCACCUGCAGUUCGUUUAGAAAAAAUUCCCAAAUCAGCGAUUGAUGUCUACAUCACCGUGCUUGAAUCCGAUGGAUGGGGAUCUUGUGUUGCUGCCGCUGUCACGGCUGCCUCGGUCGCAUUAGCUCAUGCUGGGAUCGAAAUGCUGGACCUUGUAGCGGGUUGUUCAGCCUCUUAUAUUCAAACAGCACCCUUGUCAAUAUCAUCGCUCUCAAUAUCAGAAGGAGACACGGGAUCAAUAUCUACUUCUACUACUAAUACUAAUAAAACAAUAACAGCAACAGCAACAGCAACACAGCCGCCACAAAUCUUUAUGGAUGCUGAUUUCGAAGAAGAAAAAUACCAACAGGGUGCUAUUGUUUUGGCCUAUAUGCCAUCAUUGCAUGAAAUCACACAUGUCUUGCAGAGCGGGAAGGCCGAAAGCUCUACUAUUUCCCAGUCUGUGGAACAUUGCAUGGAAGCAUGCAACAAGAUCUAUGCUGUAAUGCAUCAUGCUCUUCUGGAGUCUAUUGGCGAGAACAAAGAAGCACUUUAAUGAAAGCAGUGUAUAGAAGCAGAAAAGAUG
Messenger RNA from Lobosporangium transversale, 989 nucleotides. Its product is annotated as 3' exoribonuclease family, domain 1-domain-containing protein. The transcript has 5 exons. The record is from RefSeq and is a predicted model, not a curated record. Gene Ontology annotation, cellular component: nucleolus; cytoplasmic exosome (RNase complex); nuclear exosome (RNase complex). Bases 48 to 959 code for a protein of 303 amino acids. NCBI's taxonomy places the organism in Eukaryota, Fungi, Mortierellomycota, Mortierellomycetes, Mortierellales, Mortierellaceae. Gene Ontology annotation, biological process: rRNA catabolic process; nuclear mRNA surveillance; poly(A)-dependent snoRNA 3'-end processing.